Molecule: messenger RNA, 1521 nt
Organism: Diversispora eburnea
Lineage: Eukaryota; Fungi; Glomeromycota; Glomeromycetes; Diversisporales; Diversisporaceae
Source: the annotation of a GenBank genome assembly
AUGUCAAAAUAUAGUUUUAUAACUUCAGGUGCUCCAAGGCAACCUGGUGAAAGUAACUGGAAGUAUCAUGUUCGAAAAUUAUUUACAGUAAAAACUUUAACGAGUGUAGAUGAAGAUGCAAAAAAAUCUACUCUUAGCAAAUCACUAAGUGUUUUUGAUUUAUUAAUGAUUGGAUUGGGUGGAAUAAUUGGUAGUGGAAUAUUUGUGUUAACUGGUGAAGCCGCUGGAGAAAUGGCUGGUCCAGCUGUAGUCAUUUCGUUCAUACUUGCUGGAAUUACUGCUAGUUUUUCGGCUUUAUCUUAUUCUGAAUUAGCAUCUAUGAUCCCCAUUUCAGGAUCAACUUACUCAUAUGCAUAUGCAACUAUGGGUGAACUUGUAGCUUGGAUAAUUGGUUGGGAUUUAACUUUAGAAUAUUUAGUAGGUGCUUCUGCGGUCGCAGUUGGCUGGUCAGGAUAUUUCGUAAAUUUAUUUAAGGAUGGUUUUAAUAUUGAAUUUUCAGAUUCGUGGACUAGUGCCCCAAUAACAUAUAGCAGUGACCUUGGUGGAUUUGAAAUAGUUCCUGGUGCCUAUUUUAACGUACCAGCCUUCACAAUAAUUAUUUUUCUCACUAUAUUAUCAAUACUUGGAAUUAAAGAAUCAGCUAGAUUUAAUACUAUGAUUGUUAGUGUGAAACUUAUUGUGUUAACUGUUUUCUGUAUAGCUGCCGGAAUUUAUGUGGAUCCAAAAAAUUAUAGUCCUUUUAUUCCACCUAAUGAAGGUUCAUUUUCACAGUUUGGUUUUACUGGUGUUUUGGCUGGUACCAGUGUGGUGUUCUUUGCCUUCAUAGGUUUUGACUCAAUUUCAACAACUUCCCAAGAGGCUAGAAAUCCGCAGAAGGAUUUACCAAUUGCUAUUAUGUCUAGUUUUGGUAUCGUAACGAUAUAUUACAUUUCUGUUUGGGUAACAGGAAUGCAAUGGCUUGGAAUAUUUAUAGAUUUUGGUGCAAUUUGCGGAUUGAGUUCUGUUAUUCUCGUGUUAUUAAUGGGUCAACCUCGUAUUUUUUUAGCAAUGGCAAAUGAUGGGUUAUUUUUUCCCAAAUUGGCUUCAAGAAUUCACCCACGCUUCAAAACUCCAUACAUAACCACCGCAGCAUGUGGACUUCUUUGCGCAAUAGUAUCUGCACUAUUCCCAAUUGGUGUUCUUGCUGAACUUACCUCAGUUGGUACCUUGCUUGCAUUCUUUAUCGUGAACAUAGGUGUCAUUAUAUUACGCUUCACAGCAUCCGAUGUACCAAGGAAAUUCCGAGUUCCGGGUGGUCCAUUCCUUUUCCCUCUAUCGGGAGCUUUAUUAGAUUUAUUAUUAUUGGCGACUUCAUCAAAAGCGAGUAUCGAAAGAUUAUUUAUUUGGAUGGCUGUGGGCUUAUUGAUUUAUAUUUUCUAUGGGAGAAGGCAUUCAAAAGCUAAUAAUCCCAAUAAAACAGAAGUUAUGGAAAUGGAAGAUAUCGAUGAUGUUAAAACUUCCAAAAUUGAUAAUUUCAAAUAA